This is a messenger RNA of Nicotiana tabacum (common tobacco), 3614 nucleotides long. Its product is annotated as putative LRR receptor-like serine/threonine-protein kinase At1g74360. Gene Ontology annotation, molecular function: protein kinase activity; protein binding; ATP binding. Gene Ontology annotation, biological process: protein phosphorylation. The record is from RefSeq and is a predicted model, not a curated record. NCBI's taxonomy places the organism in Eukaryota, Viridiplantae, Streptophyta, Magnoliopsida, Solanales, Solanaceae.
UUCAACCAUACAUUUUCCUAUGUUUAUUCCUCCCAUUUGAUAUUAAUUGUUCCUAAGGAACCAACCAACCCCUUCUUCUUUUUGCAUUAAUAAUAUUAAUAUUCCUACCAAGAGAGAACUGGAACUCAUUUGACACUCAGUAAAUACAAAGAAGAAAUAAAGAGAGGAAAACAAGAUAACUUGACACUUAUCAUGUCAGAAGGGGAAUCUCAUAUUCUUCUUCCCAUUGCAUUACUUAAUUUCUUCAUUCUCAUAACAGGUAAGCUUGUUUGUGGAGAUUCACUGGAGACUGACAAGCAAUUACUUCUGAAUUUGAAGUCAUUUCUUGAGGAUCAAAAUCCUAUUGACAGAGGAUUUAAAUACACCCAAUGGAAUCCUACAGAUUUGUCACCUUGCAAAUGGCCUGGUAUUUCAUGCAAUACUACCAGUAAUCGUGUCACUGGAAUCGAUCUCUCGGACAACAGCCUGGCCGGGAAAUUGUUUGAUAAUUUCUCAUCCAUGACAGAAUUGGCCUCACUUGACCUGUCCAAGAACACAUUUUCAGGAUCCGUUCCAACAGACUUAGGCCGGUGUCAAAAUCUGAAAUUCUUGAACUUGUCACACAAUAUUAUUGAUGGUGAGUUCAACUGGACUGGUUUAAACAAGCUGGAAGUUCUUGAUUUGACGAUGAACAGGAUUCGACGGUUAACAAUCCCUGAGAUUUGUGACAACUUAGUCGUUGCAAAUAUUUCUAGUAAUAAUUUCACUGGUGAGAUUGGAAAAGUAUUUGAUCAGUGUUGGAAUCUGAAGUAUCUUGAUCUGAGCUGCAAUGAAUUGACAGGGAAUUUGUCACUCAGGUUUGAUAAGCUGAACAUGUUUUCAGCAUCUCAUAAUCAAUUCAGGGUUUUUUUACCUUCCUGGAUUUUCACCCAACAUUGCUCUUUGCUAGUUUUGGAUUUAUCACAAAAUCUAUUAUUUGGAGAAUUGCCAACAUCCAUUUCUAAUUGUAAAGGAUUACUAAAGUUGAAUUUGUGGGGCAACAGUUUUUCAGGGUCAAUCCCUAGAGAGAUUGGAUCAGUACUGAGUCUUAAAGAACUUUCCUUAGGAAGCAAUAACUUUUCAAGAGAUAUUCCAGAUACACUAUCAGGCCUAAGCAAAAUGGUCUUUUUGGACCUAAGUAAAAACAACUUUGGAGGAGAAAUACAAGAAAUUUUUGGGCAAUUGACACAGGUGAGAUUUCUCAUGUUGCAUGGAAACUCUUAUAUUGGAGGCAUAGUGUCAUCAGGUAUUCCGAACUUGGUGAACCUUUCGCGGUUGGACUUAAGUGAUAACCAGUUCUCUGGUCCAUUACCAGUUGAAAUUUCUCAGAUGAAAGGUUUGGAGUUUUUGAUUCUUGCUUACAACCAAUUUAGAGGCAAUAUACCUUCAGAAUAUGGAGAUCUUCUUAAACUUCAGGCUCUUGAUCUAUCCUCUAAUAGGUUAACAGGUUUAAUACCACCAAGUUUUGGUAAGCUAAGGUCAUUAUUGUGGUUAAUGCUCGCAAACAAUUUACUGAACGGUGAAAUCCCACCAGAGUUAGGGAACUGCAGCAGCUUGUUAUGGUUGAAUCUCGCGAAUAAUCAACUUUCUGGUUCAAUUCCUUCUCAAUUAGCAAGUAUUGGUGCAAAUCCAAUGCCUACUUUUUUAUUGAAUAGGGAAAAGGAUGAGGUAAGUGCUGGCUCGGGGGACUGCUUUGCGAUGAGGAGGUGGAUACCAGCUGACUACCCUCCAUUUAGCUUUAUAUAUCCUCUAUUGACAGGGAAGAAUUGUAGAAGCCUAGGGGGUAACUUGUUUAAAGGGUAUGUUUUAGUUCCAGUCUGUGAAUUUGGUAGUAAUGUCCGAAAAUAUCAGGUACCGGGCUAUAUUCAACUUAGUGAAAACAAAUUGUCUGGUGAGAUCCCUCCUGAGAUUGGCAAGAUGAAGAACAUAAUUAUGCUGCAUUUGGGUGCUAAUGAGUUUUCCGGUAGGCUCCCUUUGGAGAUUGCACAAGUGCAACCAGUAGUCCUUAAUGUUUCAAAGAACAAAUUUUCUGGUGAAAUCCCAAAGCAGAUUGGCUAUAUUAAGUGCUUGCUAAAUCUUGACCUAUCAUUUAACAAUUUUUCUGGUCCAUUCCCAGCUAGCUUUGGUAACUUGCAUGAUCUGAGCAAAUUCAACAUCUCUUACAAUCCAUACAUGUAUGGAUCUGUACCAGAAACCGGGCAAAUGCUUACGUUUGAGAAGUCGUCAUUUCUUGGUAAUCCGUUGUUGCAUCUUCCGUCCUUCUUGCACAACUCUACGGACAAUACUAAAGGAAAACUGAAUGAAAAUCACAAAAGGCAGCCCACAAAGGUGGGUGCGCUUUUGGUAAUUUUGAUUCUGGUAGUAGCUUUUCUAGUCUGUGGAGUCAUGUCACUACUCGUCUGCCUUGUUAUAAAAUGCCCUAGAUAUACGCCAGGAAACUUAUUGGAGGAUACACAGGGCCGGACUGAUUUUCCAUUAAGUUCAGGUGUCUCCUCUUCGCGGAUGUCUGAUGAUGUUAAGGUUAUCCGUUUGGACAGAACAAGCUUCACACAUUCCGACAUAUUGAAGGCCACAUGGAACUUCUCGAACGAUAGAAUUAUUGGGAGGGGAGGAUUUGGAAUAGUUUAUAGUGGAGUCUUGCCUGAUGGAAGGGAAGUAGCAGUGAAGAAGCUACAGAGGGAAGGAAUUGAGGGAGAAAAAGAGUUCAGAGCUGAAAUGGAAGUGCUCAGUAGAAAUGGCUCAGGUUGGCCUCAUCCGAACCUUGUAACUCUUUACGGGUGGUGCCUUGAUGGAUCAGAGAAACUGCUAGUCUAUGAAUACAUGGAAGGUGGAACAUUAGACGAUGUCAUAACAGAUAGAACAAGGUUUACAUGGAAGAAAAGAAUACAAGCAGCAAUCGAUGUGGCACGUGCUUUAGUCUACUUACACCACGAGUGCUACCCUUGCAUUGUUCACAGAGAUGUCAAGGGUAGUAAUGUGCUCCUUGACAAGGAUGGAAGGGCAAAAGUCACAGAUUUUGGCCUAGCUAGAGUCAUGAAUUCUGAACAUACUCAUGUUAGCACAACGGUGGCAGGGACUAUUGGUUAUGUCGCACCAGAAUAUGGGCAGACAAUGCAGGCCACUACAAAAGGAGAUGUAUACAGCUAUGGGGUUCUAGCUAUGGAGCUAGCAACAGGGAGGCAUGCUAUAGACGGAGGCGAAGAAUGUCUAGUUGAAUGGGCAACAAGGAUCAUGGGAUACGGAAAGAAAGGGUUCACUAGAGCCAUGAUCCCGGUUGCUGUAUUAGUAUCUGGACUGAUAGAGGGAGCAGAAGAAAUGUGUGAAUUGCUUAGGAUUGGGAUAAGGUGCACGGCUGAGAAACCUUAUGAUCGGCCUAACAUGAAGGAAGUUUUGGAUAUGUUGAUUAGUAUUCCUAGCAGCCAUAGAGGAUCCACGCGUAGCUUUGGAUCCUGUCGUAGUUCUUCUCCAUUAUUAUGAUAGAUUUUGUUGCAACUCAGAUCCAAUACAGAUUUGUAACAUACAUUAGCAAAUUACUCUUGUAAAAACAGUUCUUGCACAUUCAUUGGUAUUCUAGGAAAAAGUUGCCAAUUUCGUUA